This is a messenger RNA of Ostreococcus tauri, 2544 nucleotides long. RefSeq names its product P-loop containing nucleoside triphosphate hydrolase. Gene Ontology annotation, biological process: microtubule-based movement. Bases 1 to 2544 code for a protein of 847 amino acids. Lineage: Eukaryota; Viridiplantae; Chlorophyta; Mamiellophyceae; Mamiellales; Bathycoccaceae. The record is from RefSeq and is a predicted model, not a curated record. The transcript is spliced from 2 exons. Gene Ontology annotation, molecular function: microtubule binding; microtubule motor activity; ATP binding.
AUGCCCGACGCGAUCGCCGACCCGUCCGCGAGCGCGAUCGAUGACAACAAGGUCUUUGUCGCCGUGCGCGUUCGUCCCUUGAGCGCGAGUGAGCGCGAGCGAUCGAAGAACGCGUGGGAUGUCGUCGAUGACGAAAUCAUCGUUCCGAGGGACGGAUCGAGCGGGACGUAUGUAUUCGAUCGGGCGUUCGGAGACGGAAGCGACAAUAAGGCGGUGUACGAUGCGACGACGUCGAGGAUCGUGGAGAACGUCAUGAAGGGGUUUAACGGGACGGUGUUCGCGUACGGGCAGACAUCGAGCGGAAAGACGCAUACGAUGCACGGGACGGCAGACGAGCCGGGUGUGAUCCCCCUCGCGGUGCGAGAUGUGUUCGAUGCGGUGAGACGACAAGGAAGCGAUCGAGAUUUUUUCAUUCGAGUGAGUUAUCUGGAGAUUUAUAACGAAAAGAUCAUGGACUUGUUUGCGUUUGAGGAGUUAUCGAGCGACGGAGACGAUGACAGCACAUCAAAGUUGUCGAUUCGUGAGGGUAAGGACGGGACCUACGUCUCUGGUCUGCGAGAAGAGGUGGUAUCGAUGCCUUCGCAGGUCAUCGCACUCUUGGAGCGAGGGACCAAGCUGAGGCACGUCGGGGCAACGAACAUGAACGCGCACUCGUCGCGGUCUCACACAAUUUUCCGAAUGAUCAUUGAAUCGAAAGCAAUCGCCGGUGGGACGGACGGUGCGGGCGUCUUGCAGUCCACGUUGAAUUUGGUGGAUCUUGCCGGAUCGGAGCGUAUGUCGAAGACCGGUGCCGAGGGUGAAAGGGCCAAGGAAGGAGCGCACAUCAACAAGUCACUCAUGACGCUCGGGGUCGUAAUUAACAAGCUUUCGGAGGGUGUCGAGUCCAAGGGCGGCCACAUCCCGUAUCGUGACUCCAAGCUCACUCGUAUUUUGCAGCCUGCGUUGGGAGGUAACUCAAAGACCGCUAUUGUGUGCGCGAUGACGCCCGCUCUGUCACAUUGCGAGGAGUCGCACUCGACGUUAAAAUUUGCGCAGAGAGCCAAGAGAGUUGUGAACAAAGCAACGGUGAACGAGGUGGCUGCGAAUGCGGAGACGAAUGCGAUGCUGAAGCGUCAACGGAAGGAAAUCGCCGUUCUUCGGGCUCGUUUGGCAGAGGAAGGUGCCAAGGUGGACGAUGCAGCAAUCGAAGCGCUUCGACGCCGUCUCGCUGAGGCUGAUCGCGAGAAGAACCUCGUGGCACUCGCACUGGAGGACGCUGAAACGAAGACUAAAGAGCGUGAAGCAAAGAUAAAAGAGCUCGAAGCGAAAUUAGAAGAGCUCAGUGAACCGCAUACCGAGGAGCUAGAUCUGAACUCGACCGGACCGACGGGCCAGUCGCUCUCGGCGGUGACGCCUGGAACGCUCCAGGCGCUGCGCGCAUUCGAGGCUAAGGUCGUCGCGCUUGAGAAGGAUCGAGAUGCGAUCAAGUUGAAGCUUGAGGACGAUUUAGAACGUUCAGAGAAGCGCCGUGAGGAGCUCGAACGCAGCCGUCUCGAUGCCAUGAGCGAGAUCGCUUCACUCAAGGAGGAAAUAGCUGAAAUCACGACCUCUUUGGUCGAUGGUGACGGCGCAUCUGGAGAUGUUCAGAUACUGCUUGCGCAGGCUAAGCGCGCCAGGGAACGCGCUGAAAAUGAGCUCACAGGCAUGAAGGCUGACUUUUUCGAAGAAAAGUCCCGUCGGGCCGUGGCUGAAGCUGAGGUGAAACGCCUCGGUGACAAGGUCACGAUGAUACUGGAGGAGAAAUCAGAGGCAUCGAAAGGCACAAACACUGAAGCGAGCGUCGCACAUCUCGCGCUUCGAAAGCAGGUCAUCAAGCAGAGUGAGACGAUCGCACUGCUCGAGGCUCGUACGAAGGAAGCCGACCAAAUGCUCGAUGAGGCCAUCAGGGUGUACGAGGAUGAGGUGGCAAAGAACAAGAGGUUAGUGGAAGAGUUCAAGUCUACCGGUUGCAUAUACGACGAAUCAGAGCGCUCGGCGAUCUCUCUACAGGACUCGAAAACUCUCGAAGCUCUGGAGGAACAACGUCGCGCGAAUGAUGAGUUGUCAAAGAAGUGUGCAAUACUCGAGAAGAAGUACGCCGUCGCCAAAGCGGCAUUUGCAAAGCUUGAAAAGGACCAAGCGUCGGCGAAACAGUCAGCAGAGGACACCGCCGGCGGAGACAGUCUUAAGCGUGAAAAUAAAGAUUUGAAGCGUCAAAUGCAUAAGCUCACGGAAGUGUAUUCGCGACUUCGUGAAAAGUUCAAUGCGGGCGAGGAGGCAUUUGACAAGGCGAAGGGCGCAAUGGAACUCAAGUACGAUCUCCAAGCGCUCGAACGUAAACGUCAGCUGGAAAAGAAGGCGUUCAUGGCAAAAAUUCAAGAUUUAGAGAGCUCACUCGCGAAAGAACGCCCUGCCACUGGGAAGUUAGGUGACUCGAUCACACCAAACUCAAACAAAAAGGCAAGAAUAGCGACGGAACCACUGCGCGCUGCUGACGCCAACGUGCCGUGCAAGUCGACGCUGUGA